ACAAGUUGUCAGGGAGGCGAGCGAGGGGGCCGGUGAACCGCUCACAUCUUUUCUGCACCUACCACGAUCCCCUUCAUCCUUCCUGUAUGGUGGAUAUUAUUUUCAGCUCUUCUUUCUUGGGUGAUAUGGGGGAUCAUUCCAAAAAGAAGCCAGGAUUCGCGAUGUGUGUAGGAUGUGGAAGUCAGAUCCAUGACCAGUACAUACUGAGAGUCUCUCCCGACCUGGAGUGGCACGCAGCCUGCCUGAAGUGCGCGGAGUGCAGCCAGUACCUGGAUGAGACCUGCACUUGUUUCGUCCGGGACGGAAAAACCUAUUGCAAAAGAGAUUAUGUAAGGCUAUUUGGAAUAAAAUGCGCAAAAUGCAACCUGGGAUUCAGCAGCAGCGAUUUGGUGAUGCGGGCCCGGGAUAACGUGUACCACAUCGAGUGUUUUCGGUGCUCGGUGUGCAGCAGGCAGCUGCUGCCGGGAGACGAGUUCUCUUUGCGGGAAGAAGAGCUGCUCUGCCGGGCGGACCACAGCCUGCUGCUGGAGAGGAGCUCCGCAGGAAGUCCCAUCAGCCCCGGGCACGUCCACUCCAACAGACCACUACACCUGGCAGACCCGGUCACGGUGCGGCAGGCCCCGCAUCGGAACCACGUCCACAAGCAGUCGGAGAAGACGACGCGGGUGCGCACGGUGCUCAACGAGAAGCAGCUGCACACGCUGCGGACCUGCUACAACGCCAACCCGCGGCCCGACGCGCUCAUGAAGGAGCAGCUGGUGGAGAUGACCGGCCUCAGCCCCCGCGUGAUCCGCGUCUGGUUCCAGAACAAGCGCUGCAAAGACAAGAAGAAGUCCAUCCUCAUGAAGCAGCUCCAGCAGCAGCACCACAGUGAUAAGACUGUAAGCAUCUUCAACCUGCAGGGCCUCACGGGGACGCCUCUUGUGGCCGGGAGUCCUAUCCGACAUGAGAGCACCGUGCAGGGGAACCCAGUGGAGGUUCAGACCUACCAGCCUCCGUGGAAGGCCCUGAGCGAGUUCGCCCUGCAGAGCGACCUGGACCAGCCGGCCUUCCAACAACUGGUGUCCUUCUCUGAAUCGGGCUCUCUCGGGAACUCCUCGGGCAGCGACGUGACUUCAUUGUCCUCUCAGUUACCGGACACCCCCAACAGUAUGGUACCCAGUCCGGUGGAGACGUGAGACGGGGCCCAUCAGACCUGUCGGUGCCCCUGCAAGGUCAAUUGCAGCAUGACCCCUGGCCCCCCCCCCCCCACCCCUGCAUGUGACCAGCUCAUCACAUCGCCCAGACUUCAGAGAGGAGAGAGGUUUUUUUUUUGGAUUUUUAAAAAUUACUUGACAUGGAAGAGGAGGAACAACGAAAGCACCGAUUGACUCCGAGGUUGUUGUUGUUUUUUUCUCCCUUUCCGUUUUGGAGACUUCAUUGACAAAAACUAAGCAGAACAAAUUGUUGCAUGACUUGUUACGGAGACGAUGUACAGACUGAAGACCUCCCGAUGGAUAUACUACAACAAACAAAACGCUCCAACCAGAAACAGACAUGCGGGAACAUUUCCACUCGGGAUCAUGAACUUUCUCCACAAUUUCAUUGUGAUCAUAUAGUGGCUCGUUUCUUCAACCUGAGCAAAACCUUUUCUUUUUUUUCUUUUUUUUGAUACGUUCAUUGCGUUGUCGAGUCCAGUUGACUCAUUGUCUUAAGGUCGGAGCAUGAUAAUCUGCAAACUAUUCGUGUUGUAAAAAAAAAUACUUUUAUGUUAAGGGCAGGAGACCGGCUGUUUGAGCUUCUCGAACAAAAAAAAGUAAAUUAUUGUUAUAUUAUUUAUUGGUAGGACAGCGAUUCGUAAAGGGAUUAUUAACUGAUUUAAAAAAACAAUAAAAAAGAUGAAUACA
This is a messenger RNA of Scophthalmus maximus (turbot), 1886 nucleotides long. It is a transcript of the gene isl2b, whose product is annotated as ISL LIM homeobox 2b. Gene Ontology annotation, molecular function: DNA-binding transcription factor activity, RNA polymerase II-specific; cis-regulatory region sequence-specific DNA binding. The transcript is spliced from 6 exons. Bases 87 to 1178 code for a protein of 363 amino acids. Gene Ontology annotation, biological process: axonogenesis; positive regulation of transcription by RNA polymerase II; neuron fate specification. The record is from RefSeq and is a predicted model, not a curated record. Gene Ontology annotation, cellular component: nucleus. NCBI's taxonomy places the organism in Eukaryota, Metazoa, Chordata, Actinopteri, Pleuronectiformes, Scophthalmidae.